Acanthosepion pharaonis is the source of this 603-nucleotide messenger RNA. The record is from the annotation of a GenBank genome assembly. Lineage: Eukaryota; Metazoa; Mollusca; Cephalopoda; Sepiida; Sepiidae.
AUGAUUCAGAUUAUGAAUUUUCAUCGUUGGAAGCUAGGAGAGGCAAAGAAAAAAAGAAGGAAUUACCUUAAUGUUUCCUUCUACCCUUCUCUUUUUUACAACUAUGUCAUGUGCCAUGUGUCUAACCGAAAUUGGUAUGAUCGAAUUGACGAGACUGUGCUUCUUGGUGCUUUGCCAUUAAGAGGCAUUGCCAAAGAGUUAGUGACAAAAGAAAAUGUUCGUGCUGUGCUUUCUGCCAACCAACCACAUGAGUUGAGCUAUUUCACACCAACUGAUGAGGAGUGGAAAUCACUUGGAGUGGAUUGUCUUCGUUUGAAAAUCCUUGACUUUCUUGGCACCCCUUCACCUACCCAGCUAGACGAGGCUUUGUCCUUCAUUGAAAACCAUAGAAAACAAGGUCACAAUGUCUAUGUCCACUGUAAAGCAGGACGCACCAGAAGUGCCACCCUAGUUGCCUGUUACUUAAUUAAAACUUACAAAUGGGAUCACACAACUGCCUGGAAUCACCUCACUUCCAAGCGUCCCCAUGCACGCCUUUUCCAACCACAAAAGGAUUUUAUCAGAGAUUUUCAUCUCAAUCAGUUACGUGCAGAGGCAGGUUGA